Geodia barretti is the source of this 2592-nucleotide messenger RNA. NCBI's taxonomy places the organism in Eukaryota, Metazoa, Porifera, Demospongiae, Tetractinellida, Geodiidae. The record is from the annotation of a GenBank genome assembly.
GCGCCAAACCUCGUGUGAGUUCCGUCUGCGCACUGCACUGGGAGCCGGCCAUGUUUUCGGCUGAAGUUGAAAAGCGGUCGAAGGAGCAUGAAAACCAGAGACAGGAAAGCGAACGGUUAGCUUUGAGAAAGAAGGACGUCAGAAGAAAUGUACACAAGUAUGACCGUCGAGGAGGUGGGAGGACAAAGGCCAGCGGAGGAGGACGAGGACUAAAGAGAAUACGGCAACAGAAAGAGAAGCAUGCGGAGCUGGCAGCUCGGACGUCAGCCCGCAUGGAGCUGCUCCUGAAUGAAGAUGCAGGGUGUGUGGAGGCUGAGGGAGCUGAGAGAACGUUCCGUUACCGGCAGUCAGAGAUGGCAGCUGCAGUGCCUGUGGCUGCUGCACAGAACUACUUUGACUUGCAAUUGGAGCAACUUGGUCCAUACUCCCUCUCCUACUCUCGGAAUGGCAGGAACUUGCUAAUUGGGGGAGCCAAGGGUCAUAUAGCCACAAUGGACUGGCGGGAAAAACGUCUGGUAACAGAGUUCAAUGUGAGAGAGGCAGUCAGAGAUGUGCAGUUCCUGCACAAUGAGAUGUUGUUUGCAGUGGCUCAGAAGAGAAGUGUGUACAUCUAUGACCACACAGGCAUGGAGCUGCACUGCCUCAAGAGACACAGUCACGUCAACAGACUCACUUUCCUCCCCUACCACUUUCUCCUGGUGACAGCGGAUGAUCACGGAACCCUGCGCUACCUGGACACCUCCACAGGCCAGUCUGUGGCUGAGAUCAGAACUAGACUUGGAGCUCUCAAGUGUGUGGCUCAGAACCCUCGCAAUGCGGUGGUCCAGCUAGGGCACUUUAAUGGGAGUGUGUCUCUGUGGAGUCCCAGUGUGUCGUCUCCUCUGGCCAAGAUCCAGUGUCAUCGAGGCCCCCUCACCUCUCUGGCAGUAGAUACGCCUGGUCACUACCUCCUCACUGCUGCCAUGGACUCCACAGUCAAGGUGUGGGAUAUGAGGACAUACCAACCACUCCACACAUACAAGAUGCCAAGACCUGCAAUUAGUAUGGACAUUAGUGGGCGUGGCCUACUAGCAGUCGGGCGAGGUCGGCAAGUGUCAAUCUGGAGAGAUGUCUUCUCCCAGAAGCAGUUGUCUCCAUAUCUCACUCAUGGGUCUGUCUCACUACACCCUGUGUGUCUGUGAUGUAUGUACGAAUCUAUCCAGAGUAAAGGGAGAGAUUUGCUCUCUUCAGUUUUGUCCGUUUGAAGACUGUCUGGGAAUUGGACAUGCUCUGGGGUUCUCCAGCAUGCUGACACCAGGUUCUGGCGAACCCAACUUUGAUGCUCUGGAGGCUAAUCCGUUUCAGACGAAGCGGCAGCGACAGGAAGCUGAGGUGAAGCAGCUGCUGGAAAAGAUUCCACCAGAGUUGAUCCAGAUAGAGUCAGACAGCAUAGCUAGACUGAGGAAGACAAGUGGAGUGGAGGAGGAGGAAGUUGGGGAGGAGGGAGGGAGUAGGGAGAGAAGGGGGACUAGGGUUGGCGGAAAGACACUGGCUCUCAAACGACAGAAGAGCAGAGAGCAUUUUGCAAGAGCCAAGAGGAGGACGGCUGUUCACAAGGAGUUAGAGAACCAGAAGAGAAGCCAGACUGGUGACAAGUCAGACUGCAGUGAUGAGGCUGGCGCUCAGAAGAAUAUCAUUCUUGCUAGGUUCAGAAAAUGACAAACUCAGACCAAACAUGUGAUUGAAUAACUGCACUCUGUAUUGGAUAUGAAAGUGAUUUGAAGCUAAAGUUCAAGGGCCACGUGCAAUGUCCACUCUGUUGGAGAACUGAGUGUUCUCAGUGCCUCCAAUGACCAUAAACUCCUCCGCUGACAGAGGGAAGCAGCAGCAGUUGUGUUUAGCCACGGGAAGCUCAGCGACACGGAGCCACUCGCAGGUGCCUGGCAGGUAGAGGUGGAUGUCUUUCUUCCUGCCCCCAUGUCUGUCCUUGCCUCCGACCGCCAGCAGACAGCCACGGAAUAUGACCGCUCCACAGCAGGCGAGGGGAGGAGGGGGGAGCAUGGCCCACCUGGUGCUCUCUCCUCCCUCCAGCUCCAGGAUUAGCUGGUGCAGGGAGAUGGCGAAGGUAUGUGCUGGCUGCCUGAGCCCAGUCUCCCAGCCCAUGAGGUACCAGGUGUCAAUUUCAGGUCGAGUGGCGUCCUGGAGAGGGGCGUUUUGGAUGAGUCCCUCAAUGGGGGCAGGGAGUGGGGCCACUGUUGACCACUGCACCGUAUGUGUGUUCAGCACCUCCACAACAGUCAGGUUCUCCUCUCCGUUUGAGCCCCCAGCCACCACCAGGUAGCUCUUGUAGCCUACAGCGGCUGCAUCGCUGCGAGGGGUUGGCAUUGGUCGAAACGUGGGUCUCCAGUAGCGCCCCCUCUGGUCCCACUGGACCAGGUUAUUGCUGUAUGUGUCCGACGCCAGGUUGUACCCUCCGACAAGCACCAGCAUUCGGUUGUCUCCAAGCACGGCCAUUGCGAAGAGGGAGAGGUUGUAUUUUCCAAGAGUAUUCCACACUCUGCGGUCUGGUCGGUAGAACAUCACCUGUUGCUGACUGUCCACAUCUGCGUGGCC